Thlaspi arvense is the source of this 390-nucleotide messenger RNA. The record is from the annotation of a GenBank genome assembly. Lineage: Eukaryota; Viridiplantae; Streptophyta; Magnoliopsida; Brassicales; Brassicaceae.
AUGAUGGUGAACCAAACUAUGUCCAUCAUUCCAAUGACAGCAGGUGCUCCAGGUGUACCUGGACCCACCACAAACUUAAAUAUUGGUAUGGACUACUGGGGUGCUGCGGGUUCUUCCACACUUCCUGCCGUGCGUGGGAAGGCACCUCCUACUCCAGUUGCAGGGGGCAUGGUCACUGCUGGAUCACGAGAGAGCCUUCAAUCACAGCUUUGGCUACAGGGAUGGGUCCUAAAGAGUAGGAUUGUGGUUUCUUCUUCAGCCUCUCUUUUCACUCCAUCCUCCUCUUUGGAGCAUGAAAAUGGCUCUUUAUAUGAACAGAUAUGUAGUAGUCUUCCUCUAAAUUGCUACACUAGUAUGCCUGCUAGCAUAAGGUGUGAUCUAGGUGGUUAG